CAAACAAUUCACAUACGCGGUAUCCGAUAAGGGACCGUUUACUGUAUUUGUUCAGGCUAAAACAGGCAAUGUGGGUAGCAUUGAUCCCCUAUCUUUAGAACCAUUCAGCGGUAGACAGAACGUGUUCGGAAUAUGGAAGACAGAAAAAGAUUAAAGAAGCUAUGGCGGUUCACAAGUACACAUAUUACGAAGCAAACAAUUUAUACAAAAACAAUAGAAGAAGCUUAGAUCUAAGCCUAAGAGAAUUUCCAGUUCUACCAAAGGACAACAGAAGUAGAAACCAUACAGAAUACAACACAAAAAUACCGGCAACUAUAACCAGACAAACAUACUCACAAAAACUCAAAGAGAAAAAAGACAAAUCUGAUCAGGAGAACAACAUAAGAAGUAUAACCACAUACUCACAGAGGAAAAGACCACAACCACAAAUACCAGGAUAUAACCAUGAGGAGCAUAAGAGGUGCAUUAUAGAUACAACACAGAAAAAGGGCCAAACAAUUCAGGAAUGGGAAAGAACCAGAAGACAAACAGAAAAUGAGGACAAUAUUUGGACGGACCAUGAACCACUCAAGGAGGGAAAAAUAUUGGAUAGAACAAAGGAGAGCAAUUUAAGAUUGACAUACAAAGAGUGCCAAGAUAACAUACAUCAAGAAGUAACAAACAAAAACAUACAUAUCCUACAAGACUACAAACUAGUUCAAACAGCAGACUUAGUACAUAAUCAAGACACAGAAGAAAUAGAAAGUUAUGAUCCAGAUUUUGAAAUGAACAAUAGUUCAUUGGAUGGAAAUUUGUAAAAAUGUAUUAACAAAUUAUUGUAUACUAUCAUAAAUAUACUCUAAUACAUAAAAUAUAGAAAUACCUCAGCAUA
Molecule: messenger RNA, 871 nt
Organism: Coccinella septempunctata (seven-spotted ladybird)
Lineage: Eukaryota; Metazoa; Arthropoda; Insecta; Coleoptera; Coccinellidae
Exons: 2
Coding region: 162-797 (211 amino acids)
Source: RefSeq, a predicted model, not a curated record